Molecule: messenger RNA, 4041 nt
Organism: Clonostachys byssicola
Lineage: Eukaryota; Fungi; Ascomycota; Sordariomycetes; Hypocreales; Bionectriaceae
Source: the annotation of a GenBank genome assembly
AUGUUGCAAUCAUACCUCUCGCUACUUGUUUUCUUCGCAUUCGCUCGCUUUGCCAUUGCUUCUGCCGUGACCCUCGAGGCCCGUGCCGGUCGUACCACCACCAUCACAUAUGCCUGGACUGGUUGCACGACCACUACCCAGACCCGCGGCUCAAGGCCAACUACGCUCGCUGUAUACACUCCUAGAACCCAGUGUGUUCCCGUCACUUCCACCGUCACUCAGAAAUGGACUGGCUGCACCACUACCACAGUGACCCGUCCCAUCAACACCUGGACGACAACUGAGUUGGUCUAUGUCCCCAGGACCACCUGCACUCCCACCACCACAACCGUCAAACAGGCGUGGACGAGCUGCACAUCGUCGACUUCUACCCGAACUGCCAAUGCUUGGACCACAACCGAGAUUGUCUACACGCCGAGGACCGUGUGCCCGACGCCAACGACUACCACAGUUCGCUCUGCCUGGUCCAGCUGUACCAGCAGCAGCACCCUCCGCAGUGCCAACACAAUCACCACUACACAGGUGAUUUACACCCCCAGGACCGUCUGCCCGACGACGACUAGGACCGUCACUGUCCCUUACGCCUCCUGCACGACAUCGACGUCCACCACCACCAUCCCCAAUGGUCCCAAGACGGUCUACCUCUACUCGCCCAGGACGGUCUGCCCCGUUACCACCACGACCAAGACGUCCACCACCUCGAGCGUGGCAGCCACCACCAGCGCACCAGCGAGCACCUCCACUAACGCCAGCACCACCUCUGCUGCUCAGUCUACUUCGUCCACUGCAGCCCAGUUGACUUCAUCAACAGCAGCCCAAUCGACCUCUACUGCUAUCCAGUCGACGUCUUCUACAGCUGCUCAGUCGACAUCAUCCACUGCUGCUCAGUCGACGUCUUCUGCUGCUCAGUCGACGUCUUCUACUGCGGUUCAGUCGACGUCUUCUACUGCGGUUCAGUCGACGUCUUCCACUGCUGCUGUAUCCACAUCGCCUUCUUCUAGCGCCGCCGCCUCGAGCACUGCUGCUUCUGAGACCCUAGCUACUACCACCCCUGCUGCCUCUACCACAGCUUCUAGUGCUGCUUCAAGCAGCGACGUCUCCAGCACUCCUGCUUCUAGCACUGAUAUUUCCAGCACGGCCUCAAGCACCGAUGUUUCCAGCACCCCUUCAAGCACCGCUGUCUCAAGUACUCCCUCAAGUACCAACAUCUCUAGCACGUCUGCUUCCAGUACACCUUCGAGCAGCGACGUCUCGAGCACUUCUGUCUCAAGUACCGAUGUGUCUAGCACUGCUUCCAGCACGGGCGUUUCUAGCACCCCUGCCUCUAGUAGUGUUUCCAGCACUGCUUCAAGCACCGAUGUUUCUUCUACACCUUCAAGCACCGAUGUCUCUAGUACUGCAUUGAGCACUGCUUCUUCUGAGAACUUGGCUGCUUCUAGCACCCCAGCUUCGACCUCGGACAUUUCAAGUACGCCUUCAAGCUCAGCUGCCUCUAGCACUCCGGCUUCUACAUCGGACGUCUCAAGCACUGUUGCUUCUAGUACCCCUGGUUCUAUUUCAGAUGCCUUGAGCACUUCUACUUCGAGCACGGAUAUUGCUAGCACGCCUUCUAGUACUGAUAUCUCUAGUACUGUCUUGAGCACUACUCCUUCCGAGAACCUAGCUGCUUCUAGUACCCCAGCUUCUACCUCGGACAUUUCAAGCACACCUUCAAGCGCAGCUGUCUCUAGCACCCCUGCUUCUAGCACGGAUGUCUCUAGCACCCCUGCUUCUAGCACGGAUGUCUCUAGCACUUCUGCUUUAAGCACCGAUGCCUUUAGCACUCCGGCUUCCACUACAGAUGUCUCUAGCAGCACUCCUGCCUCCACUACAGAUGUAUCGAGCACUCCUGUCUCUACAGAUGUCUCUAGUACCCCUGUGUCCAGCGCGGCUGCUUCUACAGAUGUGUCUAGCACUCCCGGUUCGACAGAUAUCUCUAGUACCCCCGCAUCUAGCGCUCCUGCUUCCACUUCAGACAGCUCAAGCACUCCCGUUUCGACAGAUGUCUCUAGUACUCCUGUUUUAUCAAAUGUCUCUAGCACUCCUGCUUCUACAGACAUCUCUAGUACUCCGGUCUCCACCGAUGUCUCUAGUACUCCCGCAUCUAGUGUUGCUGCUACUUCGACAGAUAUUUCUAGCACUCCAGCAUCCUCAUCUGCCUCCAGUACUCCUGCCUCUACUUCAGACAACUCAAGCACUCCUGCUUCAUCAGAUGUUUCUAGCACUCCUGCUUCAUCAGAUGUUUCUAGCACCCCGGUUUCUUCAGAUAUCUCUAGUACCCCGGUUUCUUCGGAUGUCUCUAGCACCCCUGUUUCUUCGGAUGUCUCUAGUACUCCUGCAUCUUCAGCUGCUUCUAGCACUCCUGCUUCGACAGAUGUCUCCAACACCCCAGUUUCUACUACGGAUGCCUCUAGUACUCCUGCUUCUACAGAUGCCUCUACCACUCCUGCUUCUAGCACCGGCAUCUUCAGCACUCCCGCUUCCGAGACCCCCGUGUCUUCGACUGAUAGUGCAAUUGCCACACCUUCGGUCACUCCUGUGUCUACUACCGAAAACUACUGUGAGGCCACUGCUACUCCUAGCUCUACCUCGUCCUCUUCGAUAGCUCCUGGUCCAGAUGGAACCACCACAUUCACUUAUCCAUGGGGUGAUUGCACUGCCGCCUCUGCGGUGAGGAGUUCGACUGUAUUCCUCUUCACACCCAGGUCGGCCUGUGCCGAUACCACAACUCCAUCGACAGCUGCAGCUACUACCUCUAGCUCAGAGGCAGCUAUUUCAGUCGCUGCCUUGGUUGCGGGCACGACCUCUAGCUCGGUUUCUGAAACUGUCGCCAGCACAGUCUCGAGCUCGGAGACUGUCGCUAGCACUACGUCGCCCAGCUCAUCCUCUGAGCCUGCUGCCAGCACUACCUUGCCCAGCUCGUCCUCUGAGCCUGCUGCUAGCACUACCCCAUCUAGCUCUUCCUCAGACUCCACUGUUGCUGGUACCACUUCAUCCAGCUCUUCCUCAAGCUCCAUUGCUGUUAGCACUACCUCGUCCAGCUCAUCCUCCGAGUCUGCUGCCAGCACCACUUCAUCUAGCUCUCCUUCAAGCUCCACUGCUGCUAGCACUACUUCAAGCAGCUCAUCCUCCAGCUCUUCUUCUUCGAGCUCCACUGUUGUCGCUAGCACAACCCCGAUCAGCUCUUCCUCGAGCUCUACCGCUGCCAGCACUAGCUCGUCCUCAAGCUCAACUUCUGCUAUUCUCAGCACUACCUCUACCAGCUCCUCUGCCAGCUCGACUGCAGCCGCUGUCACGACUUCUAGUGCGGUGUCGACUGUUGCUGCUCCCAGCACGACCUCUAGCUCGUCAUCAACCAGCACUCAGUCAUACCUGGCAUCAACCACAGGCUCAUCCUGCUCGACCAUCAGGACUGGCUGCAAGGCGCUUGGUUGGGACAUGGAUAUCUACACCAACACCUUCUACACCGGUUAUGGCUACACCGGUACUGGUGCUAAGUCUGACUACUACUAUCUUUCCGAUAAGCUCUCCCCUCUGGGCUCAACUUACACAAAUACCACCAACUUCGCGAGCACCACGACUUCAGGCACAUACACUACAAUCAGUGGCCAGAAAUACUACACCAACUGGAGCGCCAGCAUUGGCGGUCUCAAUGUCAACCUCAACAACUUCACCGCUGUUUGGAGUGGCCUCUACAAGGCUACGACGACGGGUAACGUCGCGGUUGUCAUCAGCACAGUGGAUGACACCGCUUCCGUCUACUGGGGCCAUGCCUACGCCUAUGACUGCAAGACGGGUCUUCCAACCGCUUCCACGGCUGGCAGGAAUCUGGUCGGUACUGGUACUUUCACCAAAGCGGUGGUUGCAGGUCAAUAUUACCCAAUCCGUGUUGUUUUUGGAAAGGCCUCGGGCAAUACCGCGAAACUCACCCUCACUGUGGCUGGGCAAGCUACUUCAAGCACCAACCCUAUCUACCCCCCUGAAUGCGCUAUGCCGGCAUGA